AUGAUCUUUCCAAUUUCUAUUGUUCGUCUCCUCACACACUUCACAUUUCGCGGACACCUCUGCCUGGUGUUCGAGCUGCUCUCGCACAAUCUCUACGACCUCCUGCGGAACACCAACUUCCGCGGCGUCUCGCUCAACCUCACGCGCAAGUUUACCCAGCAGCUGUGCUCGGCGUUGGAGUUCCUCUCGCGGCCCGACCUCCAGAUCAUUCACUGCGACCUCAAGCCCGAGAACAUCCUCCUCAUCAACCCCAAACGCUCGGCCAUCAAGUUGGUGGACUUUGGGAGUUCGUGCCACGUCAACGAGAAGGUCUACCAGUACAUCCAGUCGCGGUUCUACCGGUCGCCCGACGUCCUUCUGGGUCAGGACUACACCAUGGCAAUCGACAUGUGGUCGCUGGGUUGCAUUCUCGUCGAGUUGCACACCGGUGAACCGCUCUUCGCUGGUCAGCAUGAGCUGGAUCAAAUGUUGAAGAUAAUUGAAGUCCUCGGGAUGCUGCCAAGUUACUUGAUUGAAAAGAGUCGCCGAUGGCCAAUGUUUUUUGAGCGCGAGCCUAGCGGUAACUUUGUGCCAAAUUACCAGGCCUCUAUGAAAGACAACGUCAAAGCGAUAACACUCUGCGGCAUUUUGCAGAUAAAUUACAAGGCGCCGGGAGCACGCAAGCUGAGCGACAUCUUGGGCGUGAACAGCGGUGGGCCGAUGGGUCGGCGUCUUCAAGAACCCGGUCACUCGCCGCAGGACUACGCCAUCUUCAUGGACCUCGUGCUGCAGAUGCUCAUCUACGACCCCGAGAAGCGCAUCCGUCCCACCGAGGCGCUGGCUCAUCGAUUUUUCCGUCGUCAGUCCGUCCAGCUCACCAAUGCGUCGCGCAGCCUCGCUCUGAGUGGUCAUCACGGACGUCAGCAGCCGGGCCUUCUGACCAAUCCCGAUGCACUGUUCUAUCAGCGUCGAGGGGCCGGUGGUGGCGGUGGCGGUGCGUGGCUUCAGAAAAACGCCCUGGUUAGCGGCGGUGGAGGUGGUGGUGGUGGCUCAGGCGACUUCUUUAUCGAUCUGCCCGCAGCCUCAAGGGGGUCUCCAGGCGACCCGUCGGGGGUUUUCGCGCCCCCCGGUUACCCGACGCUCCACCAGCCGCCUCUCACCUUCCACCCGGCCACCGGUGCUCCUCUCUCGCCCUACGACCCUCGUCGUCGGUACUCCACUCGCAACCAGGCCCCCAACGACCUCACCGUGGGCAUGGCACCCCUCUCCUACUCCCCUCACGCCAAUGGCGGUGGGUUAGUCGAUGCCGUGGUCACUUGGAGUUUGUCGACGUUUCGCCAGCGUCUGGCUUCAACUCCACAACCGGCAAUCUCUCCCGAGUAG
Messenger RNA from Mesocestoides corti, 1362 nucleotides. The record is from the annotation of a GenBank genome assembly. NCBI's taxonomy places the organism in Eukaryota, Metazoa, Platyhelminthes, Cestoda, Cyclophyllidea, Mesocestoididae.